Messenger RNA from Protopterus annectens (West African lungfish), 3271 nucleotides. RefSeq names its product NOP14 nucleolar protein (gene NOP14). The coding region runs from base 225 to 2894 and encodes 889 amino acids. The transcript is spliced from 19 exons. NCBI's taxonomy places the organism in Eukaryota, Metazoa, Chordata, Ceratodontiformes, Protopteridae. The record is from RefSeq and is a predicted model, not a curated record. Gene Ontology annotation, biological process: maturation of SSU-rRNA. Gene Ontology annotation, cellular component: Noc4p-Nop14p complex; small-subunit processome; nucleolus.
ACCUCUGAACUUUUACGUAACACCGCAUGCGUUAUCUAGCUGCACAACUUGAAAUAUGUAAUAUUACAAUUUCUGAUUGUAUGUGUCUUAAAAUCUAAUACAUUUUUUUAUUUCUAAUUUUGUACGGGGCUAAUGAAACACUUGCUCUUUGGCGUUUUUGUGGUGUGUUCUUCAUAGUUUUAACCUCUUGAAGGGAUUUAAUAAUAAAGCAUUAACAUUGUAAAAUGGGCAAGACGCAGAAGAAAAAGAACUUAUCAGAUAAAGUUAGAAAGACGAAAACUUCUACAGAAGUAAAAAAUAACCCUUUUGAGGUGAAAAUUAACAAACAGAAGUUUAACAUCCUUGGAAGAAAAACAAAACAUGAUCGUGGUCUUCCUGGAGUAUCUCGAUCCAAAGCAAUUAAAAAGCGUCGAGAGACCCUCCUGCAGGAGUACAAACAGAAGGACAAGUCCCGUGCAUUCAUUGACAAGAGGUUUGCUGAGUAUGACACCAGACUUGCACCAGAGGAGAAGAUGAUGAAGAGGUUUGCUUUGGAGAGACAGCGUACUUAUGAAAAGAAGGACAUCUACAAUCUAAAUGAAGAUGAAGAACUUACCCACUAUGGACAGUCCUUGGCAGACAUCGAGAAACUAAUUGACAAUCCUGAUAGUGAAAGUGACACAGAGGACAAGGGAAUACUAUCAGCGGAAUUCACUGCUGGAGCACAUUUUGGAGGAGGAGGAGGUUUGCUGCGUAAAAAAGUAUCUUCAGAGGAACAAGCUCAUGAGGAGGAUGAGGAGAAGAAACCUAAAUCUCGCAAGGAGUUGAUAGAAGAUCUGAUUGUAAAAUCCAAGAAGGAGAAGUACGAGCGCCAGACCCAACGAGAAAAGGCUACUGAAUUAACUUUGAAGCUCGAUAAUGACUGGAAGGAAAUCCAAGCAUUGCUGGCCCAUAAGACUCCAAAAUCUGAGAGAAACAACAAGGAAGAAGCAAAAUCUAAGCAAGAAGACUAUGACAUCAUUGUUCGAGAACUUGGGUUUGAAAUGAAGGCAAAACCCUCUGAUCGUUUGAAGACUGAGCAGGAACUUGCAAAGGAAGAGCGAGAGCGUCUCCAGAAGCUAGAGGCAGAUCGACUUCGUAGAAUGCGAGGGGAGGAUCCAGAAAAUGAGACAUGCAAGAAACCUGACCAUAUAUCUGCUGAUGAUCUGAAUGAUGGCUUCAUCUUGGAUAAAAGUGAUAAACAGACCCUAAUGUAUAAAGAUGGGAAAUUCAUGAUUGAAGGAGAACAGUGUGAAGAUGAAGAACUAGAAGCUGAAGAUGAAGAAAGCGAGAAUCAGGAGGAAGACAGCAAUGAGGAAGGCGAUGCUGACAGCAGUGAUGCUGAUGAGGACAUUGGUGGUGGUGGUGAUAGUGACGAUGCUGAAAACUCUGAAGCCAGUGAUGGAAGUGAAAGUGAAGAUAACCACUCUGAUCUUAAUUCGGAUUCUGGAAAUGAAGGCAAAGAGGCCGUAGCUAAGGAAAAAAGCGAACAAAAAGUCAAAGUAAAAGAACAAGUGUUAAGUGAAGAAGAGAAAAAAGCUAUGACAGAAGCAGCAAAAUCUGAAUUGCCAUUUACAUUUCCAGCUCCAGAAACACUUAAUGACUUGAAAUCAUUACUUGUGGACUACUCAGCCGAAAAGCAGUGUGUCAUCAUUGAAAGAAUUCUGAAGUGCAACCACCCAAGUCUGGCAGCAGGAAACAAAGUCAAACUAGAGAAAUUAUUUAGCUUCCUCUUUGAGUAUGUUGGAGAACUUGCAACUGGGCAACCACCAGGAUUUCGCUGCAUUGACAUGAUGGUCCCCCAUCUGUAUAACCUAUGCCAGAUGUUCCCGGACUCUGCAAGCAGCCAUAUUCAGUCUGUUUUGAAAAACAGCAUUCACAAAAUAGAUCAAAUGGUAGAGACCAAAGGAAGAGGGACAUUACCAGGGCUGGAAACAAUAGUUUAUUUGAAGAUUACAGCAGCUUUGUAUCCAACAUCUGAUUUCAGACAUCCAGUGGUAACACCUGCCUUGGUUCAUAUGAGCCAAAUCAUUACUAAAUGUUCUGUUGGCACACUUCAGGACGUAGCUACAGGGCUGAUCAUAUGCUGUUUAUUCCUUGAAUAUGUAUCUCUUUCCCAGCGAUUUGUACCUGAAGUCAUCAACUUCCUUUUAGGAGUCCUUCACUUAGCAGUGCCUAAUACAGAAAAUCUAGGAUAUACACUAGUACCACCCUUCAGGUGCUCAGGGCGAGCAUCUGAACUGCUGUUAAUUAAAGACAAAGCUGCCCUAGACUCAUGGGAAAUGAAACCAGUCUCUCUCUCUGCUGUAAUACGUGUGGAAGAGGAGGAUGAAUUGGGACAGAACCAUUUCGGGUUGUCUUGUGUAGCACUGAGCUUGGAUUUGAUCAAAAGGUGUAUUGUACUCUAUGGAUCAUUACCAGCGUUCCAUGAAAUAAUGCAGCCUAUCAGGACUCUAAUUUCCCAGCACCUACCCAUGGACCAGUUCCCACAACAACUGCAGAAACUGUCUCAGGACGUAUUGAAAGAAAUUGAAAGCAAACCCAGACUGUAUAAUGGCUUGGUAUUUGAAAAGAAGAAACCAGUUCCAUUAAAAUUGUAUACACCCAAGAUAAAAGAAGUCUUGGAUUUUGGACGUAAACGAGGGGGCAGUAGACAAGAACGGGAACGAAUGCGAUUGGUUCAUAAACACAAACGGGAGUUCAAAGCAGCCAUUAGAGAAAUUCGCAGGGAUAACCAGUUUCUUGCUAGGCACCGUCUGGCAGAGACUCUAAACAAGGAUUCUGAAAGAAAAAGGAAGGUAAAAGAUCUGUUUAACAGUCUGAGUGCCCAGGAGGGUGAAUGGAAGUCUUUGAAGAAGAAGAAAUUGAAAGGCUGAGCAAAGAGCGAAACAUUCACCGACAGAGAGUAUGACCACCCAGUAGCAAAAGAGAAGAUCAUGCUGGUUCCUAGAAAUAUAGGCUGCCUUUAUGAUAUUUGGUCAUUGUUUGGUUUUAUUGUAUAAACUGUACAGAUUUAUAGCUUAAUUUCUGCUUGUAGCAGAUGACUUGAUUUCAAUUUUAUAUGCUGCACACAUCUUGAAUACUAAAAGGCUGUAUAUAGAACCUGACUUUGGUCUAAUUUACUGUCUGCAGACAUAACAUUGUGGCUUUUAAGCGUAAUAGUUAAGGUGUUUACCUCACCAAUUUGUUACAUGCAGCAUUUAGGUCCUUGUAAUGGAACUGUGAGUAGUUGUAAAUAUAAACAGUUUAUUUA